Molecule: messenger RNA, 411 nt
Organism: Phragmites australis (common reed)
Lineage: Eukaryota; Viridiplantae; Streptophyta; Magnoliopsida; Poales; Poaceae
Product: glutaredoxin-C9-like
Exons: 1
Coding region: 1-411 (136 amino acids)
Source: RefSeq, a predicted model, not a curated record
AUGAUGAGGAUGGAGGUGGCGGAGUCCGGCGGCGGCGUGGAGGCGGCGUCGGAGGCGGAGUCGGCGACGGCGAUGGCGGUGUACGAGCGGGUGGCGCGCAUGGCGAGCGGCAACGCGGUGGUGGUGUUCAGCGCCAGCGGCUGCUGCAUGUGCCACGUCGUCAAGCGCCUCCUGCUGGGCCUGGGCGUCGGCCCCACGGUGUACGAGCUGGACCAGCUCGGCGCCGCCGGCGCGGGAGGCGGCCGCGAGAUCCAGGCGGCGCUCUCGCAGCUGCUGCCCCCCGGCCAGCCCGCCGUGCCCGUGGUGUUCGUCGGCGGGCGGCUCCUGGGCGGCGUGGAGAAGGUGAUGGCCUGCCACAUCAACGGCACCCUCGUCCCGCUCCUCAAGCAGGCCGGCGCGCUCUGGCUCUGA